Copidosoma floridanum is the source of this 2281-nucleotide messenger RNA. RefSeq lists its product as uncharacterized. Lineage: Eukaryota; Metazoa; Arthropoda; Insecta; Hymenoptera; Encyrtidae. The record is from RefSeq and is a predicted model, not a curated record.
UUGUCAAACCGACUUGCAUUCGCUUACAAUUAUUAUUAUUAUUAUUAUUAUUCCCAAAGUUCCGCUGUCCCCUUUGAGAGUGCAUGUUUGCAGCGGUGGUGGUAUUAUCACCUUUAAUCGUUUUAACUCGUUGUGUGUGACACGGAGGAAGAAAAGAGAGGCAGCAGAUAGCAGCUGAUAUACCUAUCCCCUCAAAGAUGGCCGGCUGCUGUUGUUCUCGAUAUUAUAGAGAACGCUGCAAAGCGCACAGGCAUUCGGGAUGAAAGAUUAGAGCUAAGAUGCUAUAAUUGUGCAGUUUUGAACUCGUGUAAAUAAGUAUACAACACACCAGAGCAGCUCUCCAAUGGCUUUUGAUCCAAGGAACGUCAAGUAUCCCCUGGACCUGCACCAUCCGCAAAACAUGUCGCCCUACCCGUACCCGAGUCAUCAUGUCAUUCAAUCAAUGCACAGGAUGGACGAAAACAGAAACGAAAAUCAAUGCAGCAACAAAGAGCUGUGUCCAGCUAUUUCGCAUCAGUCGUCUGGUACUCAAACCAUACAAAAAGUCGAUGUGGCCACCAUGACGGAUCCAUUGCAAAUAGAUUUUAGACUGACCUCCGAGUACUUGGAGCGUUGCUCAACUAGUCUCGGUAGAUUGCCAUAUGUUUGCAAAUACAAGGACAGUAGCAGUAAUUCGUCGGGACGCAGCUGUCAGGAUAUCCACCCGAAAAUUGAGUAUGAUUUGCCGGAACCGCAACGCAUCAAUGGUAUGCUCAUUUAUCAUUGUCCCGAGUGUGCCUAUCGUUUCGAGGAUCGCGAAACUUUGCAAGAUCACCUAGAUGAUCAUAAAAAGCGGCCCUACGUGUGCGACAUAUGCGGCGUAAAAUUACGAAGAAAAGAACAUGUCAUUCGGCACUCGUCAUCCUGCCACGAUGUCAAAAGGCCCUACCAGUGCAGCACCUGUUGCAAGUCUUUCAAACGAAAUGAGCAUUUGUUGAGGCAUUUUUUGACGCACAGUGGACAAAAAACAGAAGUGUGUACCGAGUGCGGUAAAGCUUUUUAUCGAAAGGAUCACCUGAAGAAGCAUUUAAAAUCGCAUGUGGCGAAGCGAGCCAAGGAAAGCGAUUCUUUUGCUGCAAACUCGAGCGAUGUUCAAACGCAGCAGCAGGUGGCAGCCCAACAGGAGGGACUGAGCACCUUCACCAUGAUGAUGAGGCAGGCCGGACCGCCUCCGUUUUCUGUCAUGAGAACAUAAAAAUGCACGUACUCCCUUCGAAAUAAUCAGGCGUACAAAAAAAAAAAAAAAAAAAACACUUAACUCGAUACUUUGAUCUUUUUCAUUUGAAGUUUAGAUAGACAUAGACGUCGAUGAAAUAACUUGAUUAGUGAUCGAAGUUCGGAAGUAUAUUUUGUCUUGUUUGUUUUUAAAUGUUUCAUUCAACAUUAACAAGUAUUUCGCGUCGAAAUAUUGAUGUAAACUAUCAUCGAAAACUCAUCCGUCAAUGAAAUUUAAAACUUUUAUCACGGUAAUUUCACUACCAACAUCAGCAUCAAACUUUCGUUUUUAUAACUUUUUAUACGUUAACUAUUAUUUACCUUGUUUAUCGACAUUUAUAGCUCACUAUUUGAUGAUUUGAAGCUCUCUUUCGUCUUUGUAGUUUUAGUUUUUUGAUUGACAUUAAAUUUUUUUUUUUUUUUUUUUUUUACACCACUUGGUAAGAUUUGAUCACAUUAUCGUAAUUUUAGACAGUACUUAACAUUAUGGCGAAUAAAUUUGAUUGUUGCGUAGCUCAUAGUUAGAUACUUUAAAAAUAAAGAAAAAAUAAUAAUUAAAAUAUUAAAUGCGCUUUGAUAUACAGUUCUUAGCUUAAGUGAAAUUUUUCUAUUGUUUCAAAAAUGUAGUUUAACGCGAUGUGUCGCAUUAACAAAAAAAUGUGAACAGUGCAUAAAAACUAUUUGUGUAGUUGCGACAAUCCGUACACUCGAGUGCUUUAAUUACGAGUUAAUAAUUAGCUAUAACAAUGGUGAUCUAUGCGCGUGGUGAUCAAGCAAUCUGGUUAUAUUAUUGAUGAUAAGAAGAAAAAAAAUGAAUAAUAAUAAUAAUAAUAAUAAUCAUUUCAUUAUUGUCGAAUGAUCGAUGCAUAAGUUGCCUUGGUUUAUUGAAUAAGUAAGAGUUUAUACAAAAAAGAGCGAUAAGACUUGUGAGCUUUUAUAUCACGAAGCAAUUGCAAAAUCACUCAAAGUUUGCUCAUUACAUAACAAAAAAUACGUAACUACUUUCAUUAUUAAUAAAAGCAUUAAA